This is a messenger RNA of Chionomys nivalis (European snow vole), 3035 nucleotides long. It is a transcript of the gene Dapp1, whose product is annotated as dual adaptor of phosphotyrosine and 3-phosphoinositides 1. Lineage: Eukaryota; Metazoa; Chordata; Mammalia; Rodentia; Cricetidae. The transcript is spliced from 9 exons. Bases 99 to 941 code for a protein of 280 amino acids. The record is from RefSeq and is a predicted model, not a curated record.
GCUCCUGUCUCACUGAGGAGCAGUUUGUGUCCAGCCCUGGAGCCCUCCUUUCUCAACAGCACCUGGCAGGGAGGCGGCCAUCAGAAGCAAAGGAACGAAUGGGCAGAGCGGAACUUCUAGGAAGGAACAUGAGUAUCCAGGAUCCCUCAGAGCUGUGGGGUCGAUCAGAUGGAGGAGCAGACCUGCUGCAGGACUUGGGGUGGUAUCAUGGCAACCUCACACGCCAUGCAGCUGAGGCGCUUCUCCUCUCCAAUGGACGUGAUGGUAGCUACCUACUAAGGGACAGCAAUGAGCAGACCGGACUCUAUUCUCUCUCCGUGAGAGGCAAAGACUCUGUCAAACACUUUCACGUCGAAUACACUGGGUACUCGUUUAAAUUUGGCUUUAAUGAAUAUUCAACUUUAAAGGAUUUUGUCAAGCAUUUUGCAAACCAGCCUUUGAUCGGAAGUGAGACAGGGACUUUGAUUGUUUUGAAACAUCCUUAUCCAAGAAAAGUGGAAGAACCUUCCAUUUAUGAAUCAGUCCGGGUCCACACAGCAAUGCAAACAGGAAGAACAGAAAAUGACCUCGUGCCCACUGCACCUUCUCUUGGCACCAAAGAAGGUUACCUCACCAAGCAGGGCGGCCUGGUCAAGACCUGGAAAACAAGAUGGUUCACUUUACAAAGGAACGAGCUGAAAUAUUUCAAAGAUCAAAUGUCACCAGAACCAAUUCGGAUCCUAGACCUAACGGAGUGCUCAGCCGUUCAGUUUGAUUACUCACAGGAAAGAGUAAACUGUUUCUGCUUGGUGUUUCCGUUCAGGACAUUCUAUCUCUGUGCAAAGACAGGAGUUGAAGCUGAUGAGUGGAUCAAAAUACUGCGAUGGAAGCUGUCAAAACUAAGAAAACAGCCGGAUCAAGGAGAGGACACUGUCCGAACUCGGUCAUUCAUCUUCAAAUAGAACUUUCUUGGCUUUUCUUGGCUCAAGGGCAAGGUGGAAUGUUCUAGGUGCUCUGAUCUGUGGCAGGCUUUUUCAGAGGAAAGGCCAUUAAGGGAGUUCCUCAAACAAAAACAAACACAAAGGCGACUGUCGUCCAGAGCUGGAUACUGCUUGCAGAUUCACGGAAAACAGCUGGCAGGACCAGGCCAUCUGCUCAAGAACACAGAAGCAGCACCCUGCGGAUGGAAACUGCCUAACCUCCACUGCCAGGUGGAGCCACUCUGAACACAGCGCAAGACGAAGAGCUGGUUUGCUCUCUCAGUGGCUAAGGCUUGUUGACUUUAGUUGCCUGGCGUCCUGCCCCAAGUCAUGGUCAGCACAACUAAACUUCAGACGUGUUCUAAACAGCAAGGAAGCGGUAAUACGUUUGGAGCGCAGGCUUUUUAAGGAAGCAAAAACAAUUUAAUAAAUGCCAAGGACCUUCAAAGGAGGGGCUGCUUUAUACAAAAACCUCAAGAAGGGCUGGAGAGGUGGCUCAGCCAUUAAAUGUGCAUCUGCUCUUGCAGAGAACCUGAGUUCAGUUUCCAGGAUCCACAUCAGAUGGCUCGCAAACACCCAUCACUCCAUCUUCAGAGAGAUCGGACGCCUCUGGCCUCCUUGGGCACCUGCGCUCAGGCACACAUAUUCACACACAUGCACAUAAUGCAAAAAAAAAAAAAAUUAAAAAAACAUUUCCAAAAACUGAGAAAAUGUUCAUCAUGUUUAUUUUUGCUUUUAAGAGGCUUAGAAAUCAGACUGGUGCCACGCCACGUUUGACAACCUGAGAGGGAUCCCUAAAACCUACAUAGAGGUGGAAGGAGAGAACCAACUCCACAAAGAUGUUCUUCGACCUCUGCAUGUAUGUCAGCACACAUACACACACAAUAAUUGCUUUUUUAAAAAAAAAAUCCAGUGGAUCCUUUACUCCUAAUGAUAAACUGUGAGAACUACAUGUCUUGUGGGUAACUAGAUAGAUAAAUGUAAGUUAACAUAUAGUAAGGAGUGAGGAUGUUUUAAACAGCAAGAAACUGCACAUUGAAGGGUGAUAAGCAGUAGGUGACUUUUAGUUUAUGCUUAUCAUUACAAAUGUAAUAACACACGUAUAAGCACUAAGUUAGAGACUUCCCCAUAAAGGAUGCCCCCCCACCAUCUCUUUCCGGGGUAGGCGGUAUGAGAAUAGCCCUAUGUAAAGCACCCCAAGAUUAUUAAAAGACAACUUCUGUUACAUAGCUGUUGCAAACUAGGAUCCCCGAUGACAGACUGGUGUUCAGAGGCCAUGAAUAGGUCUUGACUUCUAUUAUCACUGUUGUUGUGGCUUUUAAGGACAGAAGUUAGAAGGGCGACGAGCCAGCAGGUGGCGAACUGGGGGAACUCUGUUCUCGCAGCACAGAGACAGUGGGCAGCACUUUCGCCAGUGUGACCAAGACACUUGAGCGAACAGCUGAUAGGAAUGAUUACUCUGUGGUUCUUGAUGUCUCAGCUCACCAUGCUUAGGGUGUGGUGCAGCUCUCACGUCAGAGAGCAGGCAGGAAUCUGAACACGGCAGGAACAGGAAUGGGAGGAACCAAGACAAGAGACCCCAGGAACGCGUACUUCCAACCAGGUCCCAUGGUCCACAUUCUGCCACGUUCUAGUAAUCUGUUCAAAUUCUGAUCCAUUUGGAUGAAAUAAAUGAAUUAAACCUGUCAUUAGGUCAGCUCUCUCACCUCUGGAAUGCCUUCAAGGACAUACCCACAAUAUUUUUGGUAUUUCUCAUUCACAGUACCUUGUUAAAUUUUUUUUCUGUUGUUUAUACAGCUAAGACUCGGAAAUUGUUUUUUCCAACAGGUUUUUGGGAGUUGGGUUGUGGAUCAGAGGUAGAAUGCUUAUUGCAAGGAGGGGCAUUUAAUUUGUUAUGUUUGUGUUAUAUGGAAUAAAGCAAUGUCAAAAUAAAAUGUAUUGUGUCAAGUUUGCAAAAUAAGGAGUUAACAAUGGCCUCUCCUUGAGAUGUACCAUUUUGUUUCCUUAGAAAAAAGUGUUUUUCUUCAUGUGUUAAAUAUUCUUUUUACUUUCUGUAAAAUUUGUUUAUUUAUAUUC